CAGCCCUCUGCCUCCUCCUCAGGGCUCUCCCUCUUACAGUCCACUCAUCCUACUAACAGGGGGAUUAUAUUAACCUGCAUUUGAAUGUGUUUACCUCAAUUUUCCCCAAUCUGUGCAUCACCUGGGUAAGAUUUGUUUCUUUUUCUGUGGGUUAAAGUCGAUAAAAGGUUAUAUGGUGUGUAAGUUCUGUUGUGCCUAUUCGUGGUUUCUUGACGGAGAAGCAGUUGCUUCAUUAGAGCAGCGUUGGAGCUCCAUUGAGCAGAGAAGGGAGAGGGUAAGGAAUAUUUGGAAGAAGAAGAGAAAUAAGAAAAAAUGGGUGUGCAAAAAGAAGAUGUGGAGAAGUUCCUCCAAGACAACCCUGCGUUUAUUACAAAGUACUUUUCUAAAACAAUGAGCCCUUCUUCUAUAUCGAAGAUAUCAGGACUCCCAGAGAAAGAGAUUGAUUUUGCAAAGCUGGAGGAGCUUUGUCGGGUUGAAGAAAGCCGAAUAAUGUUUGACCUGAUCAAAGACAUGCAGGAGAAUAUUAACAUGGAAAAGGUGAUCUUCAAGAUCCUGAAGAGACUUGGAGCUCUCAUCCACGCCGACCGCUGCAGCCUCUUCAUGUACCGGCAGCGGAACGGUAUCGGAGAGCUCGCCACGAGGCUCUUUAAUGUGACAACAAAUUCAGUCCUGGAGGAUUGCGUAGUUCCACCAGACUCUGAGAUUGUCUACCCCUUGGACUUGGGUAUAGUCGGCAACGUGGCCCUCACCAAGAAGAAUGUCAAUGUGAAAGAUGUCAAACAGAGCCAGUACUUCAGCUCAUUUGUUGAUGAACUCACAGAAUAUGAGACCAGGAACGUGCUGGCAACGCCCAUCCACAAUGGCAAGGACCUGGUGGGAGUGAUUAUGGCCCUGAACAAGACCACAGGACCACAUUUCACUGCCCAGGAUGAAGACCUCUUCUUGAAGUAUCUGAAAAUUGCUUCUCUGAACCUUAAGAUCUUUCACCUAAGUUACCUCCACAACUGUGAGACCCGUAAAGGACAGCUGCUGCUGUGGUCUGCCAACAAGGUGUUUGAAGAGCUGACGGAUAUUGAGCGCCAGUUUCACAAAGCCUUGUACACGGUCCGAGCAUACCUCAACUGUGACCGUUAUUCUGUGGGCUUACUAGACAUGACAAAGGAAAAGGAAUUCUUUGACAUCUGGCCUGUGUUGAUGGGAGAGCAGCCACCUUACAGCGGCCCCAUAACUCCUGAUGGCAGGGAGGUAAUUUUCUACAAAGUGAUUGACUACAUCUUGCAUGGAAAAGAAGACAUCAAAGUAAUACCUAAUCCCACUCCAGACCACUGGGCCUUGUGCAGCGGCCUUCCCACUUACGUUGCUGAGAGCGGAUUUAUUUGUAACAUCAUGAAUGCGGCUGCUGAUGAGACGUUUCACUUCCAGACAGAGCCGCUGGACGACAGUGGCUGGACUAUAAAAAAUGUUCUCUCGCUUCCAAUUGUCAACAAGAAAGAAGAAAUAGUCGGUGUGGCAACGUUUUACAACAGGAAAGAUGGGAAGCCUUUUGAUGAUCAUGAUGAAAAUCUCAUGGAGGCUUUGACGCAGUUCCUGGGAUGGUCAGCUCUGAACACAGACACGUACGACAAGAUGAACAAGCUUGAGAACCGAAAAGACAUCGCUCAAGACAUGGUCCUGUACCAUGUCAAAUGUCGAAAUGAUGAGAUUCAGAAUGUCCUGAACACGAGACAGGUCUAUGACUGCGAACCCUGGGAGUGUGAAGAAGAGGAUCUUCUUGACAUUUUGAAAAAAGACCUGCCGCCUCUUAUCAAGAAAUUUGAGAUCUAUGAGUUCCGCUUCUCGGAUUUUAACUGCACAGAACUGGAGCUGGUGAAGUGCGGGAUCCAGAUGUACUACGAAGUCGGUGUAGUGAAGAAGUUCCAGAUCCCUCAAGAAGUGCUGGUUCGUUUCAUGUACUCGGUCAGUAAAGGCUACAGGAAAAUCACCUACCACAACUGGCGUCAUGGCUUCAACGUGGGACAAACCAUGUUCACAUUGUUAACGACAGGGCAUCUAAAGCGAUACUACACAGACCUAGAGGUUAUGGCUAUGAUAACUGCAGGAUUUCUGCAUGAUAUUGACCACAGAGGAACAAAUAAUUUGUACCAGGUCAAAUCUGGUAACCCUCUGGCCAAGUUACACGGCUCCUCCAUCCUGGAACGACACCAUCUAGAAUUUGGAAAGUUCAUUCUCUCUGACGAGUCACUGAAUAUCUACCAGAACCUAAACAGGCGGCAGGUAGAUCAUGUGAUUCAUCUUACCGACAUUGCUAUCAUUGCCACCGACCUGGCUCUUUAUUUCAAGAAGAGAACAAUGUUCCAAAAGAUUGUGGAUCUUUCAAAGACAUAUGAAGAUGAAAAGAAAUGGGUGGAUUUCAUGUCUCUAGAAACAACCAGAAAAGAGAUUGUCAUGGCCAUGAUGAUGACAGCAUGCGACUUGUCUGCCAUCACAAAGCCCUGGGAAGUGCAGAGCAAGGUUGCCUUGUCUGUGGCGGCAGAGUUUUGGGAGCAGGGUGAUUUGGAGAGGACAGUGCUGGAACAGCAGCCUAUUCCCAUGAUGGAUAGAAACAAAGCAGCAGAGCUUCCAAAGCUACAAUGUGGUUUCAUUGACUUUGUCUGCACGUUUGUCUACAAGGAGUUUUCUCGCUUUCACCCACAAAUCCAGCCCAUGUUAGAUGGUAUCCUUAACAACAGGAAAGAAUGGAAUGCAAAAAAGGAGGAAUAUGAGGCUAACCUGAAAGCCAUAGAGGAAGAGAAGGCUGCAAAAGAGGCUGCUAAGGCAGCAAAAGCUGGUGCAAACAACCCGACUGGUGGAGGCUCCAAGACCUGCUCCGUUUGCUAAAAGCCGCUAAAGACAGAGGAAGUCCAGAAUCGUCUGAAAACGAUAGCGGACAUAUCAGACUGACUGGCGAGUUAAAAUGUUUUAAAAUAAGGAACUUGGAUGUGUUUGCAAAGCACUGGAGUUUCAAUUAGAGAAGAAAAACCUGAGUAGAGAGAUCUCUGCACUUAAAAUACUGGGAAAAGGUAGAACAUCACUCAUUAUCGGGUUGUCACUGAGGUCCUGAAUCAAAGUUUGUCGUGUUUAAAUGGAAACAGCUAUGAUUUUUUUUGUUUCUAACAAAUUUGUUUUCUUUUGAGAAUCAGUUUUAGGUACUUCUAGUAUUCUACACUUAUGUUACAGUGCUCUUGUCCCGAGUCUUGUCCCUUAUGUAUAGAUGAUAAGCUUUUGUAUGUUUUUUGUUUCAUUGCAGCAGGUGUCACAAGACAAAUACUUAACAUAGCAAAUGGCACUUGUAUGCAUUGUAAUACAUAAAGCAGAAAUGUAGUUCUGUUAAGACUUUUAUGGGCAAGUCAAGACUGUAAAAAGGGCUGCAUAGAAAGUAGAACAUUCACUGCAUCUUAUUUUCCAGCAACUGUUUUCUAUGUUCACUCUUUCCAGUCACUAUUUACAAAUGAGUGUGUUUACCUUGACUGCAGAAAGCUAUAUCUACAAUUUGCUACAAUUAGUAAGGCACCUUGCCAUGUGGUAAUCCUGUGCAAUAGAUAUGUAAGUGUGCAAUCAGCAAAGUCUGUAGCUGCUUAUCUGUGAUGCCUUUAUCAUGUACAUACUGAGUCUGAUUGUGUGUAUGUGUGUGUGAGAGAGAAAAUAGCCUAGAAAACAUUUUAUAAAGUCGAUAAAAAUGUUAGGUGGUCCAACAUAAAAACUGUGAUUCAAAUUCUUUUGCAUUUUAUCAGUUCGGACUGGAAUGCUUGUCUUCAAGAAGUAAGAGCAGCAAGUAAAAAAUGGCUUUGAAAAUAAGCCUAUAUAUUAUUUAUGGUCUACUUUUUAAAUGAAGGGGUGAGCCACAGAACAUCCUCCAGGGAAUGAAGAGAAGAACUUUAUGCAACCAUUUAUGUGAUGACUCAAAGAAACACAAACAAGGUGCAAAGUUUACUCAGAACAUCAGCUCCAGGACCGCAACCCAGGACCGUGGUGCUGCGGGCCAGCAGUGUUACCCAUUCUGACUCCUGGCACACAGAACUGUUUUAGACAUGAUCGACCUCUGUGUAACAUGUACAUACUGCUUCUACUCUUGUAAAUAUAUAAAAAAAGAAAUUUUUCAAUAGCUAUGCUUAUUUUUAUUAGAAAGAUCUGCAGACUAAUAAUUUUAUUGCUCUUAUUGAACUAUGAGUGUAUCGUGCUUGCCUCACUUUAACUUCUACAUAUUCCACUUUUUAAAGUAAAGCGAGGUUGCAGUGUAUAAAAUCAAAUAUUAGGUAUAAAUUGAACAAGCAUCUGCAGGUUACAUCUGUAACAAAUUUUAUGUAGUUAUUUUAUUUUGCCGCCAGUGAGUUAGCUUGCCUCGUCGUCUGAUCCUUGUGUACAAUGAUGACCCAAAUAAAGCAAAUGUAUUUUUA
This is a messenger RNA of Girardinichthys multiradiatus, 4433 nucleotides long. It is a transcript of the gene pde6b, whose product is annotated as phosphodiesterase 6B, cGMP-specific, rod, beta. The transcript has 23 exons. The record is from RefSeq and is a predicted model, not a curated record. Gene Ontology annotation, cellular component: photoreceptor outer segment membrane. Gene Ontology annotation, biological process: signal transduction; retina development in camera-type eye. Gene Ontology annotation, molecular function: 3',5'-cyclic-nucleotide phosphodiesterase activity; protein binding. Bases 313 to 2877 code for a protein of 854 amino acids. NCBI's taxonomy places the organism in Eukaryota, Metazoa, Chordata, Actinopteri, Cyprinodontiformes, Goodeidae.